CUGCAGCUGGGCCUGGAGGCCAUGGCUGUACAGCAGCAGUGAGAGCCGAGCUGUGGCGGGCCACAUGCUCUUCCCCUGACUCAGGGCUGCCGAGUUCCCUCCAGAGAGGCUGCUGACCUAUUUUUUUAUUGGGAACAACCAGCAAAUGUGAUAAUGAGGAAAAUGUAUACUGGCCCCUGUGAAGUUUAGUGAAGCCCGAAUGAAGUGGAGGAGGCCACGGAGAUGCACGAGGAAGAGCAUUCCAGGCAGAGGGAGCAGCAAGGACAAAAGCCCCCGGGCAGGAAUGGGUGUGCAAGCCUGAGAUCCAACAUGGCGGAGAGCAAGCCGGAAGUGCUGCGCGGGGAUCCUAAGGGAGCGCUGAACAAGACAAGCUCAGUUUUGUCUCUCAAACCCCCACAAUCAGUGUCUUCCAGCCCCCUCGUUUCUGAUGAGAAGUUAGCAGCCAUUCCAGGCUUAUCCUUCUGUGUCUGGAACUGGUGGGUUCUUGGUCUCAUUGACUUCAAGAAUGAAGCCAUGGACCCUUGCACUAUUUUACGUAAGGAAAGUGGGUGGUGAUUAACCUCAGAGUCUCCAGGGACAGACUAUCCAGGACUGUGCCUGAAAUAGAAGAGGAAUUAACAUCAUACAGAACUGAAUACGGUGACUGAGGGGAGUUUGUGUCUCCCCUUUUAGGAAAGAAGAUGAGAACAUGUAUGAAGAAGAGUCAUGUACUGUAUAUUAAGCAAAAGCAUUAUGCUGUUGUUUGAAAAGUUAAUUAGAGGUGCCCACUAAAAACUGCUCAGCAAUUUUCUUGGAGACCUCAGUACUCAUGUUAUUCUUUCCUCUAUCUUAUAUUUUCCUCUCUCCUGCCCUUUUCAGAAAGAGUCUACAGC
Pongo pygmaeus (Bornean orangutan) is the source of this 872-nucleotide messenger RNA. RefSeq lists its product as uncharacterized. The record is from RefSeq and is a predicted model, not a curated record. The transcript has 3 exons. NCBI's taxonomy places the organism in Eukaryota, Metazoa, Chordata, Mammalia, Primates, Hominidae. Bases 223 to 555 code for a protein of 110 amino acids.